Molecule: messenger RNA, 651 nt
Organism: Rotaria sp. Silwood2
Lineage: Eukaryota; Metazoa; Rotifera; Eurotatoria; Philodinida; Philodinidae
Source: the annotation of a GenBank genome assembly
AUGAAUUUUACAAUUAAAACUCUUUGGAACUCAAUACCUAUCAGCGGUGAUCGACAUGUUCAACUUGUUCUUUCAUCAACACCUGAAAACGACCAUCUGCUCAUUGAAAUUCAUGCACCAUUUUUCAACGAUUCUCUUCCAUUGGGACCAGUCGGCCCGUUUGCAAAUUUGUGGAAUUAUGAAGUUGUUGAGCUAUUUUUCUUGGCAUCAUCAACAAAUCAUUACAUCGAACUCGAAUUCUCUCCGCACGGUCAUUAUCUUGUUCUUUUAUUGACCGAUCGGCGCAAAUUACUGAAGGAUAUGCUACAGUUAACCGAGUAUCGAGUAGAACCUCCAUUACUUGAUCGAUGGUACGGUCGAGUUCUUGUUCCUCGAGCUCAUUUUCCAGCUCACAUCGACCUUUUUAAUGCCUAUGCUAUUCAUGGUGAGGACGACAACCGCAUCUAUGAAGCGCUUUAUCCUGCGCCAAUGGAAAGUACUAAACCUGAUUUUCAUCGUCUCGAGCUUUUUCAACCAUUGAAUUUUGAAAAGCUGUUAAACAUCGGUGACGAAGACGGUGAUAGCUGGAAUAAUCAAGCGUCUCAUUCAGUCUAUAAUUAUUCUUUACUAUUUCUAAUUCUCGUCUUAACCAUUCUCUUGUGGAAACUUUAA